Molecule: messenger RNA, 1544 nt
Organism: Phragmites australis (common reed)
Lineage: Eukaryota; Viridiplantae; Streptophyta; Magnoliopsida; Poales; Poaceae
Product: 2-methyl-6-phytyl-1,4-hydroquinone methyltransferase 2, chloroplastic-like
Exons: 3
Coding region: 219-1283 (354 amino acids)
Biological process (GO): methylation
Molecular function (GO): 2-methyl-6-phytyl-1,4-benzoquinone methyltransferase activity
Source: RefSeq, a predicted model, not a curated record
CGGGCCCACCGACUGGUCGCCCGGACCGACCGCCGCCGCACACGAGGCCAGCGGCCGUGUGUCGAGAGGGACGCCACGGCGCAGCGCAUCCAUCCGCCGCUCAUCCGAUCCCCCACCCGUGCCGUGAUCCCUCCUCUGUCCUCUCACUCGCUCGUCGCUUCCACCCAUCCUUCCACCCGCUCGCUGUUCCCCUCCUCGGCGCGGCGGCGGUGUCGGCAAUGACGAUGGCCUCCACCUACGCGCCGAGCGGCGCCGAGGCCCUCGCGCCGGGCCGGGCCAGGUUCCGCGGCCCCGCGGGGCUCGGCUUCCUCGGCCUCGGCCCCAGCCCCUCCAAGGUCGGCCUCCGCCCCCGCCCCCUCGCCCUCGCCAAGCGGAGCAGCCUCGCCCCCGCUUCGGGAGGCGCCAGGCUCAGGUGCGCGGCCUCGUCGUCCUCCGCGGCGGCGCGUCCCAUCUCGGCGCCGCGGUUCAUCCAGCACAAGAAGGAGGCCUUCUGGUUCUACCGCUUCCUCUCCAUCGUCUACGACCACGUCAUCAACCCGGGCCACUGGACCGAGGACAUGCGCGACGACGCGCUGCAGCCCGCCGACCUCUACAGCCGCCACCUCAAGGUCGUCGACGUCGGCGGCGGGACGGGGUUCACCACGCUCGGCAUCGUCAAGCACGUCGAUCCGCAGAACGUCACGCUGCUCGACCAGUCCCCGCACCAGCUCGAGAAGGCCAAGCAGAAGGAGGCGCUCAAGGGGGUCACCAUCAUGGAGGGCGACGCAGAGGACCUGCCCUUCACCACGGACACAUUCGAUCGCUACGUCUCUGCCGGCAGCAUCGAGUAUUGGCCUGACCCACAGAGAGGAAUCAAGGAAGCCUACAGGGUCUUGAGGUUUGGCGGAGUAGCUUGUGUGAUUGGCCCUGUGUACCCGUCCUUCUGGCUGUCCCGCUUUUUCGCUGAUAUGUGGAUGCUCUUCCCCAAGGAAGAAGAGUAUAUAGAGUGGUUCAAAAAGGCUGGGUUCAAGGAUGUCAAGAUCAAAAGAAUUGGACCAAAGUGGUAUCGUGGUGUCCGAAGGCAUGGCCUGAUCAUGGGAUGCUCUGUCACGGGUGUGAAGAGAGAACGUGGAGACUCCCCUUUGCAGCUUGGUCCAAAGGCUGAGGAUGUCAGCAAGCCGGUGAAUCCGAUCACCUUCCUCUUUCGUUUCCUCGUAGGAACGAUAUGUGCUGCAUACUAUGUUCUGGUGCCUAUUUACAUGUGGAUAAAGGACCAAAUUGUGCCCAAAGGCAUGCCAAUCUGAGUGAAGGGGACUAAACUGCAAGGAAAGGGAGGAUAGCCAAUAUCUGAAUUAGUCUUCUCUAUAUUAGGCGCUUCUGUCUGUUUUGUAUUUACCUUUUAUUUUCCUGCUGUAAUGUACUCCUUUUUACUGUUGUUUCUGUUUGUGUGAAGCAAUAAUAUUAAGACCUGGAUUAGUCUCAACAGUUUCUUGAGCAUGAAGUGGAACCUCUGUAUCAGGUUAUUGAUUUUAAAUUAUACGAAUGUAUAAUUUAGUUGGUUCCUA